CUUCUUCCUGUCUCUCUUCCAUCGUUCCUCUUCCUCUCUCUCUCGAGCUUUCAGAAGAAACAGGGUCGAAGAGAAACUCAUUUCUCUUCUUCUUCUCCGUUCUUCGAUUUUCUUCUUCUCAACUUUUUUUUUUUUUUUUUUGAUCUUCGUUUUUUUUACUUUUCAAUAGCAUGAACUGAGAAAUCGUUCAUCUCAAUUAAGAAAAAAUCUGGAGAAGUAAAUAGAUCAGGAAGGUGUUAUUGAGGUUGUGAAUUUGGUUUUGGUUAGGGUUAUUAUUGAUUGAAUAACGAUGAAUCAGUAAGAAAUAAAGUUAGGGUUUCUGCAGUUAGUAUUGGGUUUGUGCAAAAUCGAAUGAGGGAUUGGUAGAUUGAAUAAUAGGAGGAUAAGGAUAAGGUAAAUCAGAGAAAGGACGUUAGGGUUUGGAAAUUGAUUUAAGGUUCAAUUUAGUGAUAGAUGAGAAGAUAUCGAUGACUGGAUUUGGUGGUUUGAGAAGUGAAUCGAUGUUUUGAACUUUGAUUGGAGAGAAGAAGGAAUUGGGAAUUAUUUUCUGGUUUUGAGUAUAGAUGAUGGUCAUUGAAGAUGAAAUCGAUGGUAAGGGUUCGAAGUGAGGAUUCAUAAGAUCAAUUGAGGAAAAACAAGGAAUCAAGAUCAACUAAUUCAUUAUAGGAAUUUGAUUUAAGAUCAUAUCAAGAGCGCAAGCAGAAAUGGAAGGAAGGUUCUGGGAACUGUUGGAGGAGGAAAGCAUGCCAGUGUUGGAGGUUCUAAUAAUAACUGUUCUUGGAGAUUUCAUGGUUACCAAGCAUUGCAAUCUUCUAUCUGUUGAUGCUCGCAAACACAUGAACAAGAUAUCUUUUGUAGUAUUCUCUCCAGCUCUGGUGUUUGCGAGUCUCUCGGAAACCUUUACAAUUCAAGACAUCAUUUCAUGGUGGUUUAUGUCAAUAAAUGUAGGCAUAACGUUUCUACUUGCAAAUCCCUUGGUCUCUCAUACGUAUCUUUCUCCAUGGCACUUGGUGGUUUCUACAUUUGGACGCACACUUACCACCUUCUGCAUUCAUCAUCAGAUGAGUAUAAAGCACUACAGGCGUCAAAAGAAACUCUAGCAAUCCAAAAUGAACCCAACCAAGAUUUGGAUGCUACUCAGGAAUCCCACCUUCUCAUAUCAGCAGACAAACAAGAUCAAGACCAAGAAGCUAUCCAUUUUCAGUCAACAAAGAGAAUCAAUGAUAAUGAAUUCACAAAAAAUCAACCUAUUGUACGACACAUGUCUACUACUGGGAAGAUCAGAAACGUAACAUUCUUGGCCAAACUAAAGGAUUUUCUUCAUCUGAUUGGGGAAGAACUAAUUACACCUCCUACCAUUGCAGCAGUUCAAGAUUAUAGAGAAGUCUGGUCCCUUUCAGUUACUCAGCCCAUUGUUGGAAGUUAUUAAGCAAGAGCAAAACAUUAAGCAAGAGAAGGCAUAGACUGUUACGUGAUUCCGUGCUUGUUUUUUUUUAUUCUUAUAUGCUCAUAGUUGUAAACAAUUGUUGUAUGAGAUUUAUGUUGCACAUAACUUAGGAAUCCUCUUUAAGUUUCUAAGCAGAUGUUGUAUUCCACAAAACUUAGGAAUUUUCUUAAGUAGUUGUUGAAAGGUUGUCCAAUGUGUAAUAUAAUUUGUGUGGAUUGAAUGAAAGGCUCGUCCCGGUAAUUAUUUUGGAAAAUCUUUUGGAA
This is a messenger RNA of Papaver somniferum (opium poppy), 1710 nucleotides long. RefSeq names its product protein PIN-LIKES 7-like. Bases 923 to 1429 code for a protein of 168 amino acids. Lineage: Eukaryota; Viridiplantae; Streptophyta; Magnoliopsida; Ranunculales; Papaveraceae. Gene Ontology annotation, biological process: endoplasmic reticulum to cytosol auxin transport. The record is from RefSeq and is a predicted model, not a curated record. The transcript is spliced from 7 exons. Gene Ontology annotation, cellular component: membrane.